AUGUACCCGCGGGGUAGAACUGGUGGAAGAGACAGGAGCAGAGACCCAUCUAGAACCUUUCAGCAAGGUGGUAGAGAACGUGACUACCCAAGAUCAAACUAUCGUAACAACAGAGAUCGUGAAGGACCGUACAGGGACGAGACCUUCGAGCGCCGGGGAGGCGGUAGAGACGUUAGAGACGGUAGAGAGAGGGAUCGAGACGGUAGAGACAGUGGGAGAGAGAGAGAGCCGCAUCCUCUACCUGCUCCUCCACCACCGCCGCUGCCAGUUGCCCCUCCCGCCCCCCCCGCCCCUUUGCUGCCGCCCACUCCCUUGCUGUCCGACCAGCAGUCUAACUAUACGAGGGAACAAUCUUCAGUCCUCUCUCGCCGUGGCAGCAUCACGCGUGAGCCACCUCUCCCACCACUCGAUCCAAACUCUCGCCGGCAACCUGGGGCAAUAUCCACGCGGAAGGAGACGUUUCCUGAACCCUCUCCGCGUGAAAGGGGCAUGAUUGCGGAUCCCCAAGGCGGUCCCCCACCUCGUCGACAGAUUUCAGGUCCAGGGCCAGGUUCGUGGGGGGGUGAUGACAGAGCUAGGAGUGAAACACAGCGCAACUCGGUUGAACUUAAUAACAGUCAUCGGCUAUCUCGCUCGCCCGCUGGGUCCCCCCGGAGUGCUCAUCGUGCCGCGUCUCCUACAACAUCUGCCGCUGCUACCCCGACAACGACAAACUCAACAAUCAACUUUACUUCUGCUUUGAUGCCUCCAUCAGCAUUGUCGUAUUCUACUGCUACGGGUGGAAAAGAACAACGGUAUGCUAGCAUAUUCCAGGAAGCAUCCUUUGCUUAUUGCAAGUACCUCGAAGCCCUAAACAAUUUCAAAGCUGCCGAUAAGGAAUGUAGGGACCAUGCCGAACACUUCAAUCUCUUUCCAGUCAUGCGAGAACGCUACGAGGGUAAUGCAAGGGCAGCCAAAAAAGAAUUAAAUAUAGCCCAGGAAGCCCUUAGGCAUAAGUCCAUACCAUUAGAGGAGCUCUGUCGACAGUUGUUCAAGGAGCAUGCAGUAAAUACGGGCACGGAAAACGCCAUUGCGUUCUUUCAAAAGAUACAGAAGGAGCUUGGGAAUAGCUCGCUCACGCAGUUUGUUAAGUCAAACGCGCCAGCACCAGCCUUGGUGCCCUCGGGUCCGUCGAAGAGCGAGUUCCAGCAGCUCCGUGAUGAACUACAGAAUAUGAAAAAAAAGCAGGAGGAAGAUGAGAAGAUGAGGCAGAAUUUUCAUAAUGAGUUUCAUAAUUACAAGAACAGCCAAUCUGACCGAUUCCGGUCUCUGAGCUCGAGGCAAAGUAAGAUAGAGGCACUUCAGAAGGAACUUAAGACAGAGGUUGAGCAGACUAAGCACACAGCUGUCAAGACGGAGGAGGGACUGAAGACAGUGAUGACGCUGCUGACAGGGGUAAAAGGUGAUGUGGAGAAACUGCAGGAGGCUGCAAAUACUAAGGGUAGUACGGAUGUUGUAAUGGGUGAUGCUGGUAAUGAUAUUGGGACUGUCUCCGAGCAGGUUAAAAAGCUUUUUGAAACUCUGGGAACUAUUCAGAAGACUCUCGUAACAACCCAACAAAAACUGGCACAAACAGCUUCGAAAUGCGCCAACGACAUCAAGGGUCUCGAACAGAAGAUUUCCAAACUGGAUAUCAAAGAAUUACAGGCCUCCCAGAUUCAGGGAGCCCUCCCUCUGCAGGAAUACGCAACAAAAUCAGAUAUCUCGCGCUUGGAAGAUCACAUGCACCAACAAGAUAAUUUAAUUGAUAAUGUCCGUAUUGGUAUUGAGGGGGAUACCACGCUAGUGUCAGAAACAAUCCAUCUUCUUGAGACAACCUUGGAAAAGAACAACCAAGAAACAGCGGGAGAAAUCAAAGCUACAGGAGAAAGAGUCCAGGCCUUAGAACAAACGUGGAACGAUCGAAUUAAAAACCUCACUUCCCUGCAGGAAAGGAACAGAGCUGCUCAUCUCGAAGAGAUCAAAUCUCUACGUGAAGCCCAUGCAACUGAUAUGGAGGAAGUUGGCAACAGAGUAGGCUAUGUGGAAAGCCAGCUUGAAGGUCACGCAGUCGCAAUCAGCCACGUUGAUCAGAAAAUGACAAAUUUUACGACAAAAGACUUUUACGAACGGGUGAUUCAGGAACUUAUGAAGAUCAACCCCAUGAUAUUCAGUCAAACACAUCAGCUCAGCAGUGUCUGUAACGAAGUGAAAACGAUGAAAGAUGCACUCCGGAACCUUGGCGAGCGGUUGAAGCAGUUAACAGAGCAACGAAACAUCAAUGCCAACCUAUCCCCUCACUCUGUCCUAGACGCUGCUUCUGCUCAAGACGGCCCUUCUAACGGGGCCCUCAAAUCCGACUCAUCGGAAGGGCCAAGCCCCUCUCUCACCUCUGCUAUUGCAGAUAUAGACACCUUGCGAACACGAAUCGACGGCGUUGAAAAGGGGUUAGCUGAUCAUAUCACCGCGUAUCUUAAGAGGAUAAACGAUAUAAAAGACUGGACAGUCUCCGCUUCCGAGCGUCUUGCCCUACACACAGAAAGCGCCGCUGCUAUCUCAGAGGAUAUCAAGGCCCUCAGGGAGUACCUUGCUUCGCUGGGCUCACUCUCGGGAAGCCCAGUGCAAAUCCCAAAUGCUGAUCGAUGGAGAGCUGUCGCAAGCUAUCAAGAUCAAAUGCAGGGCAUAACUUCGUCAUCAAACGAGAACGGAAACACAGUUGGGAAUGGUAACGGGAAUGGAAACUUUUGA
Messenger RNA from Morchella sextelata, 2766 nucleotides. RefSeq lists its product as uncharacterized. Bases 1 to 2766 code for a protein of 921 amino acids. Lineage: Eukaryota; Fungi; Ascomycota; Pezizomycetes; Pezizales; Morchellaceae. The record is from RefSeq and is a predicted model, not a curated record. The transcript is spliced from 3 exons.